AGGACAUCUAUUAUUACUGAAGGCCUCAACAGGGCACGUGCUCUAAGUCAGUAGCGGGACACAGACCUGAUGACGAUACAACCAUGGAUGAAGAGGAAGCUCUGAAUUCUAUUAUGAAAGAUCUCGCAGCCCUGGGCAAAUGCGGGGGCUUCUUGGACAGCAACAGAAAUAAAAACCAUUCUAACAAACAGUUGCGGAACGCCAGGAUCAAGUUUGAGCAUGAUGGAGAAAAAAGGAUUAUCCAGUUCCAGAGGCCAGUUAAGUUCAAAGAAGUUUUACAGAAAGUCAUGGAUGCUUUUGGGCAGAUGAUGGAUUUGCAUUAUGCCAGCAACGAGCUCCUGAUUCCCCUGAAAUCCCAGGAAGAUUUGGACCGGGCGGUGGAACACUUGGACCUGAGCCCUUCUCUGAAAAGCCUGAGAGUGUUUGUGAAGACGCCAAAGGAAAUGAAUCCUCUGCAAGCCAACAAUACCAAGCAGCAUGAGAUAAGGAUAUCUAAAUCCAUGGGAGAUAUACUGGGAUCUCUGUAUAAAGACACCGAGAGGACACGAAAGCACUCAACAGGCUCUCUGCACACUGGUCGAAGUUCUCCACCUCCCGGGAGUGUUCCUGAAGAGCAGCAGCAGAUCGCUCGCCAGGGAUCGUACACCAGCAUCAACAGCGAAGGAGAGUUCAUCCCCGAAACGAUGGACCAAAAUUUGUUGGACCCAUUUAUUAGCCCGGACGACUCACUUUCUGGUAGCUGUCAGUCCCUGGACAGAUCCAUAGACAGUCCACCUUUCAGCCAAACACCUGUUUCAAGAAGGAAGAGAGAAACCAAGGACAGCUUGGAGUGUUUAGAUUUCGAUAUUCCGUUUUGUGAGCGAGGGAAAGGGGGCACCUUUCCGAGGCAGUAUCAUCUCUCUCAGAGUCGCAAGGAUUACAAUGACGGCCGAAGGACGUUCCCCAGAAGUUACGCUCCUCCAGAGAACCUGUUUCAGCUUCUGCCUUCCAGCCGGACGAAGAGCUUCAAUGGAGACAACAAACUCAUCACCUUGCGGUACGAGGAACGUGGGAGCAACAAAUGGUGGCACAAUUGUGACAAGAUCUUUCAAGGCUUUGGCUCUUCUCCUGCCAAGACCAGGAAAUCACUGCAGGCCCCCGUGAACUGGAGGCUUGGAAAGUUGCUGGGCCGAGGAGCCUUUGGGGAAGUCUACCUCUGCUACGAUGUUGACAUUGGACGGGAGCUCUCGGUGAAGCAGGUGCCUUUUGACCCCGACAGCCAAGAGACCAGCAAAGAAGUCAAUGCCUUGGAAUGUGAGAUCCAGCUGCUUAAAACCCUCCAUCACGAAAGAAUAGUGCAAUAUUACGGCUGUCUCCGUGAUCCGGAGGAGAGGAAGUUGUCCAUCUUUGUGGAAUACAUGCCCGGGGGUUCCAUCAAAGACCAGCUAAAAGCCUACGGUGCCUUGACAGAGAACGUGACUCGUAAAUACACGAGGCAGAUCCUACAAGGGGUUUUCUAUCUCCACAGUAACAUGAUUGUACACAGAGAUAUUAAAGGUGCCAACAUUUUGAGAGAUUCUGUUGGGAACGUGAAACUAGGAGACUUCGGGGCCAGCAAACGCAUUCAGACCAUCUGCAUGUCUGGAACGGGGAUGAAAUCUGUCACGGGAACUCCCUACUGGAUGAGCCCUGAGGUCAUCAGCGGAGAAGGCUAUGGAAGGAAGGCUGAUGUAUGGAGCUUGGGCUGCACCGUGGUAGAAAUGCUGACUGAGAAGCCGCCCUGGGCAGAAUUUGAAGCCAUGGCUGCCAUUUUCAAGAUCGCGACUCAACCCACAAAGCCCCAGCUUCCAGACGGGGUGUCGGACUACUGCCGCAACUUUCUCAAGCUGAUCUUCGUAGAAGAAAAGCGGAGGCCCACGGCAGAAGACCUUUUGCGGCACCCAUUUGUGAACUUCAGCCUCUAGCAGGCACUGUGGUGGGAAGACAAGGAGAGACCGAAGCGUUCGCGCCCGAACAAAGGUGUGAGCGGCAAAAGAGACCUGCGUGCUUCUCCAUCCAACCUCACUUGGGUUGCUCCUACCUGUGCUGCGUUGUUUUCCAUCGUGCCUCACGGGCCAGGCCGUUUUUUGCAGGGCCUGAGCUGGACUCUCUGGAAGAUCCAUGAAAAGGAGGCUUUGGGAAACAGGUGAUGCCGCUAAUGGGGCUGUGUUGCCUUGUGAAUAUUGGCAGAAUAUUGUUUGUGUAGUUUUUAAAGAGAAUUGAAUGGAUUUGACCAGCCACCAAGGAACAAGAUGAAGGAAGUUGGUAGACUCUUGAGCCCACCUCUUGGGUAAACUUGCCGAAAUCACAGGGCGCCCUUCAGAAGGAGUUUGGUGCUUCCCUGCCAAUCGAUAGCUUUGAAAGGGGAGCUCAGAUGAACCACCUUUCCAGGAUCCUUUGAAAAAGGAAAAACCACGAUUCAUAGAAUCACUUACAAAACAAUCACCUUGAACAGAAGGCUAGGGAAAUUUAGAAGCAUUCCUAAAAAGGAAGAAAAAAAGUUACAUCCAAAUCACUAUAAUAUGUGUUGAAUAUUUUGCUGAAAAUUCCCCAUGAUGGGGAUGGCAGUUGCCUGCCGUUGCCAAGUUUCAGGGCUUACGUUUAGAAAUCUUCUAAAAUCACAAAAUUGUUAAAGAUGGCAGACUCAUCCCUUGCUUCACCCAGCAUGGUUGUAGAAGGAUAAAUUAAAUAUCAAGGCUUCUGGGCAGAAGAUAUGAAAAAGCUUUUCCACCAAAUGGCAUUCUACAAUUAUUUACGUAUAGAAUACCAGCGUUGACUUCAUUAAUUGGUUGGGUGAAGGGAUGGAUUAUUUUACCAAGCAAACAGUUGUCCUUUAAUUUGUGAUCAACUUAUUUAUUUAUUUAUUUUUAAGCAAAGUAGAUACUUAUUAAAAAAACAAAAACAGUUUUCAGAGUAGAAAAGUUUUCCCUGGUGGGCCAGCUGAAUGCAUCAUGUGAAAUGAUGCCCGUUUAUCUGAGCUUGAUGAAUGAAAGAAUUGUUUGAUCCAAUAUGAUGAUCGACUCAAUUUACUGUAAUUUAGUGCAGUGUUUCUCAACCUCUGCAACUUUAAGAUGUGUGGACUUCAACUCCCAGAAUUCCUCAGCCAGCAUGAAAUGUGCGAGAUUUGUUCAGGAUGGACAUAGCAUGGCUGGCUGGGGAAUUCUGGGAGUUGAAGUCCACACGUCUUAAAGUUGCCAAGGUUGAGAAACACUGACUUAGUGACAGCCCUAAUGCUUUACCAAAUGCCCCCAAAUUGUGUACGGAUUUCGCAUAUCAACACUGCCCAUUCUCUCUUCAGUGGUCCAAGCAUACAGAUACUGUAGAAUAGGGGAAAGGACAUGAAAAGCCGGAUUAAAACGUUUUCAGCCUUGGAAGAGGCAUUUCCAUGGGGGCGAGCAAGCUUUCAGUGCAAAAAGAGAUCAGAUGUAUCAGGCAAAGUGUGUCUGGAUUGGUGCAAAAAGGAAGAGAUCUACUAGGUUACUAGCCAAUCAGAGCCAAAUCAUCUUCUCUGCCAUUCAGUUCCCUGGUUGGUUGAUGCUGCUAAUUGCUGGUUUGAAACUUUCUCAGAAGCUAAUGAUUCCUGUGGUGGUAUUAUUAUAUUUUCUCUCACCACCGACCCAGAUUCUGAGCUAAGACCUGUGCGGUUUAAGUCCUUGUGUAUUUUAAGCAAAUGUGUGUAUUUGGCAUAUAUUUUGCUUAGUUUACAUUCUGUCUUCUGUGAUGAUGGGAAAUCUAGUUAUAUAUCAUGCCGAGACUUCAUCCUCAGAAAACGAUUUCUGUGUUCCGUUUGAUUCUUCACUUCUCUA
Molecule: messenger RNA, 3824 nt
Organism: Candoia aspera
Lineage: Eukaryota; Metazoa; Chordata; Lepidosauria; Squamata; Candoiidae
Product: mitogen-activated protein kinase kinase kinase 3-like
Exons: 16
Coding region: 84-1943 (619 amino acids)
Biological process (GO): protein phosphorylation
Molecular function (GO): protein binding; protein kinase activity; ATP binding
Source: RefSeq, a predicted model, not a curated record